Messenger RNA from Populus nigra (black poplar), 1953 nucleotides. RefSeq lists its product as uncharacterized. Lineage: Eukaryota; Viridiplantae; Streptophyta; Magnoliopsida; Malpighiales; Salicaceae. The record is from RefSeq and is a predicted model, not a curated record. The transcript is spliced from 3 exons. The coding region runs from base 332 to 751 and encodes 139 amino acids.
CCUUUACCUCCUCGGAAAUACAAAAUGUCCCUCUUUUUUUUUAAUUGCCCCAGAGUUGAAUCUUCUGAGCAGCUAACCAGUCAUCAACGCCAAAAGUCAAGAGUGUUUGCAACAAAAGACACAGAGGAGAGGAGAGGAGAGGAGAGGAGAGGAGCUUCAGAUUCCUUGGAUCAAAACCUCUCCAUCCAUCCCAUGAAUCUUAACUAACUGAACAACAACGAUAAAAAAUCCAUUACCACAACUGCCAACGCUGCUCCUCCUCCUCCUCAGUUGUCAGAUAAUCAAAAUGGGAUUCCAGGAAUGAUAAAAUUCUGAUCAUCAAACGGAGGAUAUGUCUCAAUCUGACAUCUCGUACAGGCGUAAAACAAGGCAAUCUGCAAGAAUUAAGCUUCUGUUUGAGCUGCAAAGCUGUGGCUCUUGUGGAUACCCCUUGAAUUUAACAUCUUCCAAUCGAAUCACCUCCAACAUAGGUUCUGGAUACCAGAAAUCUAUAAAGAAUGGUUAUAUCUCCUUCCUUUCUGUUGAUCUUAGUCGAUUCACACAGGUUGAUGAGGUAAACUGUCUUCCUGUGUCUUGGGGUCGUUAUCAUUCAAAAAGUAAACUUCUUUGUCGUAAAUGUGGGGUUCACGUAGGCUAUGGAUAUGGAGAUUCGCCCGCUCUAUGUGGUUUUGACUCUCCCAACUCAUCAAGCUUAGCUUAUAAAAAAUUUACCAUAAAGAUCCGAGCUCUACAGCCUUCAGAAGAGUGCUAACAAAGUCAUCAUGGAAGAACCUUUUAGUUGUCUUCUUACCCCCAUCAUGCACCUGCCCGAUGAUUGCCUGUCUAUUGUUUUUCAGUUGCUUGGCUGUAGUUCUGAUCGUGAAUCAUUUGGUUUGACUUGUCAUUACUGGUUUAACAUUCAAAAAUACACACUGUAGGUCCUUACAAUUUCAUUGUUCGUUGGCCUUCUUCCCCAAUGUUUUCUUCUUUAUCUCAGAGUAGGCUUGUUACUAGCUCCUUCCAACUUCACUGGCUGCUAACCCGCUUCAGCAUUUACAGUAUUUGCCCCCAUCUGGUCGCUCUGAGAUGCCUGAUUCAUGCCUAAGCUUUUCGCAAUCCUAUGCUUUGAAGUUUCUUUCUCUUAACCUGGACUGCCGUUUUGGAAUCACUGACAAUGGACUUUCACUGGUUGCCGCUAGUUGCUCCUGCCUAGAGGUUAUUAGUCUAUAUCAAUCCUAAAUUACCGAUGCUUGGUUACAACUUUAGCUAAUGGUUGUUCAGCCUUGAAGCACGUCAAUCUCUCUUACUGCUCACUUGUUUCUGACUCUGGGAGAACCCGUAUUCAAUCUUGCUGUCAGCUGGAGGCAGUUAACGUAUCUCAUUGCAGCGGAGUAAAUGGUUCUGGGCUUGGAGGGUUUUCGCCAACUUCAACUCAUAUAGAUGCUGAUUCUUUUAAGCUUGAGCCAGAAGGCAUUAUCGGGAUUGUAGGUGGAGGUGGAGGUGGAGUUGAGUAUUUGAACUUGUAUGAAAUGGUGUGUAAGUGGAGACGCAGUGCAGCAAUCGGUGCAGGUUUUGCCACUUGGCUUAAAAUUCUUAACAUUUGGCUGUGCAGGACCGAUGGAGAUGAAGUCUAUUGCGGCAAUAGCAAAGGGAUGCUUGAAGAAUGAAAUUUGGCUGCGUCAUGGGGUCAGGAUUGCAGGACUGCAAUAUAUUGGGAUCUUCUCCAAUAAAUUGGAGAAGCUUCAUUCAAAGAAAAGCUUAUGCGGAAAUUAUUGUUAAUCCACACCCAUUUUAUUGGAUUACAAUAGUAAUUUAAAGUGUAUUAUUUUUUUUUAUAUAAAUUUUUGUUAUUAUUUUUUUAAUAUUUAUUUUUAUCUUUUUUUUUAAUAUUGAUGUAAUUAAAAAUUAAGUUUUGUAAUUUAUUUCUUUUUAUUUUGCUUUUUUACAGGGUUAAAAUGGUUUAUUUGUUUGUUA